CCUCCCAGCAUUCAGCGGGCGCGCGGGCGGCGGGCGCCUCGGUCCCGGCUGCUGCGGACCGUGAGCGGACGGAGGCGGCCGGCCGCGGCAGCUGAGGCACCGCGACGCGGACCAGGUGGAGGGAGGGGCCGCCGGCGCACACCCGCCCGCCAUGAAGCCCCCCGCAGCCUGUGCAGGAGAUGCCCUGGACACAGCAGCCCCGUGCUCCGUGGUGAACUACCUAAGAUGGGACCUGAGCGCCCAGCAAAUAGGGGAGCUCACUGUGGAGCUCAUUGAGCAAACUAAGCGUGUAUAUGACCAGGUGGGCUCCCAGAAGUUUGAAGACGUGUCCUAUGAGAGUACCCUCAAGGCGCUGGCUGAUGUGGAGGUGUCCUACACAGUUCAGAGGAAUAUCCUUGAUUUCCCGCAGCACGUUUCUCCAUCUAAGGACAUUCGGAUGGCCAGCACAGAGGCGGACAAAAAGCUGUCGGAGUUUGAUGUGGAGAUGAGCAUGAGGCAGGAUGUGUACCAGAGGAUUGUCUGGCUGCAGGAGAAAGUUCAGAAGGACUCACUGAGGCCAGAGGCCCUGCGGUACCUGGAGCGACUGAUCAAGCUGGGCAGGAGGAACGGGCUGCACCUGCCCGAGGACACUCAGCAAAAAAUCAAGAGCAUUAAGAAGAAGCUGAGUCUUCUGUGCAUCGACUUCAACAAGAACCUGAACGAGGACACGACCUUCCUGCCGCUCACACGAGAGGAGCUGGUGGCGUUGCUGGGGCUUGAGCUGGGGUCUGCAGACGCGCCCUCCCCUUUUCUGUGUCUUGUGUGGUGGCCUGGGCCCUCUAACUGCGGCCUGGGGCGUGUCUUCAGCGCACAGACAUCCAUUCCCACACAGACGCUUGUGUUUGUGUCCACGCCGCGGUGUGGCCUCGCUUCUCCUGUUCAGUGUCUCCAGCAGACGGGGGAGAAUUGUGCGAUCCUCAGAGAGCUGGUGACCCUCCGGGCCCAGAAGUCCAGCCUGCUGGGAUUCAGCACGCAUGCCGACUACGUCCUGGAGAUGAACAUGGCUAAGAGCAGCCAGGUGGUGGCCACUUUCCUAGAUGAGCUGGCCCAGAAGCUGAAGCCCCUGGGGGAGCAGGAGCGGGCCGUGAUCCUGGAGCUGAAGAAGGCCGAGUGCGAGAAGCGGGGCCUGGACUUUGACGGGCGCAUCAACGCCUGGGACAUGCGCUACUACAUGAACCAGGUGGAGGAGACCCGCUACAGCGUGGACCAGAACCUGCUCAAGGAGUACUUCCCCAUGCAGGUGGUCACCAAGGGCUUGCUCAGCAUCUACCAGGAGCUGCUGGGGCUGACCUUCGACCUGGAGGAGAGCGCCACCGUGUGGCACGAGGACGUGAAGCUGUACUCCGUGAGGGACUCGGCCUCAGGGAAGGUCAUUGGGAAGUUCUACCUGGACCUCUACCCAAGGGAAGGGAAGUACGGGCACGCGGCCUGCUUCGGCUUGCAGCCAGGCUGCCUGCGGCACGACGGGACCCGCCAGAUCGCCAUCGCGGCCAUGGUGGCCAACUUCACCAAGCCUACCCCGGACGCCCCGUCCCUGCUGCAGCAUGACGAGGUGGAGACCUACUUCCACGAGUUCGGGCACGUGAUGCACCAGCUCUGCUCUCAGGCGGAGUUUGCCAUGUUUAGCGGGACGCACGUGGAGCGGGACUUCGUGGAGGCACCUUCUCAGAUGCUGGAGAACUGGGUGUGGGAGAAGGAGCCGCUGCUCAGGAUGUCCCAGCACUACAAGACGGGCAGCGCCAUCCCCCAGGAGCUGCUUGAGAAGCUCAUCAAGUCUCGGCAGGCCAACACAGGUCUCUUCAACCUGCGCCAGAUCGUACUGGCCAAGGUGGAUCAGGCCCUGCACACCCAGACGGCUGCAGACCCAGCGGAGGAGUACGCCCGCCUCUGCCAGGAGAUCCUUGGGGUCCCAGCCACACCAGGGACCAACAUGCCUGCGACCUUCGGCCACCUGGCAGGUGGCUAUGAUGCCCAGUACUACGGCUACCUGUGGAGCGAGGUGUACUCCAUGGACAUGUUCCACACGCGCUUCAAGCAGGAGGGCAUCCUCAACAGCAAGCAGGUUGGCAUGGACUACAGAAGCUGCAUCCUGAGGCCCGGGGGUUCCCAGGACGCCAGCGUCAUGCUGAAGCUCUUCCUGGGCCGAGACCCCAAGCAGGACGCCUUCCUCCUGAGCAAAGGGCUGCAGGUGGACCGCAGCGAGCCAGCAGCCUGCUGACGCACCAGAGCCCUGCCGGCCCCGGGCCAGCCCACCCCAGCCCCACCC
Mirounga angustirostris (Northern elephant seal) is the source of this 2305-nucleotide messenger RNA. It is a transcript of the gene THOP1, whose product is annotated as thimet oligopeptidase 1. The record is from RefSeq and is a predicted model, not a curated record. Gene Ontology annotation, cellular component: mitochondrial intermembrane space. Gene Ontology annotation, molecular function: metalloendopeptidase activity. Gene Ontology annotation, biological process: peptide metabolic process; proteolysis. The transcript is spliced from 13 exons. Bases 152 to 2257 code for a protein of 701 amino acids. Lineage: Eukaryota; Metazoa; Chordata; Mammalia; Carnivora; Phocidae.